GGCAAACCCUUGAAAGCUCGUCCAACUAUCAGGACUCGUGCAACUAUAACUACUCGUACUAGUUUCCUGCCGCCACUCUUCUAUUGUCUUCGUUCACUCCCACCACCCUCCGGCAUGUCGCAGCCGCUGCCGCCACCUCCGUUGCGCCCCUCGUGCUAGCGCCCGUCUCUGCUGCCGCCAUGACGUCUCAAAACUUGCAGCCGUCCCACUGGCGGUACACGGAGCUGGACGACCGCAACUUCCAAGUCCAAGGCCAGACCCUCUUCUACGUCGUCGUGCUGUUUGCCACGGUCCUCCUCGUCACCCUCCUCUUCCACUACGCCCGCUGGGUCUGCCGCCACCACAGCCCGCCCCCCGAGACUUCCCACGGCGCGGCGAACGCGCCCCUGCCUCGGCCCUCGCUGGGCCUCGACGCUGCUGCCAUCGACAGGCUGCCCAUCGUGCUGCACGGUGGCGCGCCGUCGGAGGUGGAGGAAGCCGGCGAAUGCAGCAUAUGCCUCGGGGAGUUCGAGGACGGCGAGAAGGUGAAGGUGUUGCCGCAGUGUGGACACCGUUACCACUGCGGGUGCGUGGACCAGUGGCUCGCGACGCGGUCGGUUUGCCCGCUGUGCCGGGCGCCUCUCCCUGUCGACUCGGCCGGUCCGUGAGCCUGAGUGAGCGGAACGAGUUGGAAAGCGUAGAAAUAUCUUGCAUCUCCACCUCCCUCCACUAGCGUCUCUUUCAUCGUGUAGUAUUCCUUUUCUUUUGUUUGUAGGUGGCUUUUUCUUUGGGCGGAUGUUGUUUUGUGUAGAGAAUUAGGAGUUUUGUACCCUUAAGUUUCUACUUUUCA
This is a messenger RNA of Syzygium oleosum, 829 nucleotides long. Its product is annotated as RING-H2 finger protein ATL66. The coding region runs from base 180 to 647 and encodes 155 amino acids. NCBI's taxonomy places the organism in Eukaryota, Viridiplantae, Streptophyta, Magnoliopsida, Myrtales, Myrtaceae. The transcript has a single exon. The record is from RefSeq and is a predicted model, not a curated record.